Messenger RNA from Actinia tenebrosa (Australian red waratah sea anemone), 2002 nucleotides. RefSeq lists its product as uncharacterized. The record is from RefSeq and is a predicted model, not a curated record. Gene Ontology annotation, molecular function: protein binding; ribonuclease III activity. NCBI's taxonomy places the organism in Eukaryota, Metazoa, Cnidaria, Anthozoa, Actiniaria, Actiniidae. Gene Ontology annotation, biological process: RNA processing.
ACGAGUUGAUGUUCAUAGUUACAAUACACAAAUAAUUUAUUCUCACAGUCAAUGAGUGUUAAUACUGCUGUAUUACUUUAAUCAGCUUUUAAGGUUACUGUUAUAUUUCGCAAUAGCCAAAUAGAAGCAGUGUUUUUUUUGGCAGCGAUGGGCUCACGGGCUAUGCAAAGUUUGCGAGUAGGCAGGGUACUUGGAAUUCUUAUCAAGGGAACAUCAUCUUGCAAUCUGUCUUUCGUUGCCCCUCGAUGUCCUCGUAACAGGUUGAUUACGACAGCAUUUAUCUGCAGUAAUCGAAGACAUUUAUGUAAUUCUCAAAGUGAGAAUGUUGGACAAAACAACUCAGGAAAUGAUGAGAAACUGGUAUCUUCCAGAACGUCAGUGGAGUCAACAGAAUUUAAAGAAAAUAUUUCCAACUUUGUCAAGUCAUUUGGAAUAUCACAGAAUAUAGAUACUGUCAUCCCGGCAUUUAUUCAUAAGUCAUAUUUGAUAACACAUGCUUCUGGGUUGAAAAAACAGCACCACGACAAUGAAUGGCUUGCUCUAUUAGGAGUCCAAACGUCAAAAAGAUUUCUAACUGAGCUGUUAACUCUCAACUUUCCACAUUUUUCUGCUCAUCAGCUUUGGGAUAUACAAAAUGGUCUGUUAGAAAGACAAUUCCAGCUGAUAGCAAAAGACUUUGAGAUGGAAAGUUUGAUUGCUUCUGAGAUAAGCAUCAACAAAAAUGUUUUAGCUCAAACUGUUAUGGCGCUUGUUGGAGUGGUCUAUAUGCAUGAGGGUCCAGCAAAAGCAAGACAACUAGUUCAAGAAAAAAUUAUUUCAAAUUUAAAUGAAGAACAAAUCAAGGAAAUAAUCAAACUUCAACACCCAAAGUACAUAUUAAGAAGUUUGAUGAAAGAAUCUAAGGAUGAACCUCUGAGAACAAGGUUUCUUAAGAGGAACACACCAAAAUCAGGUGCAAGCCAGAGUAAAGCCAAGUUAUACAAGGUUGGAGUAUUCAGGGGUGAUAAAUGUCUGGCUAUAGGAAUAAGUGACUCUGCAGAGCAUGCUGAGAAAAAGGCUUGUCAGACUACACUUCUUAAUCAUUUCCCUGAAGAACUAAGGGGUUUUGAGUUACUUUAUGAGGCAGAAGACAUUGACACAGAGGAGAAAAUUGACUUUGGUUUGAUGACAUCACGCCAGCGUAUUGUAACAAUAGAAAAGGAAAUUGAAGAUUUUGGUUUCAGUAUCAAAGGUGGCGAAAAAAAGAAACUAAAGAACGAACAGUGGUUGGUGUUCAAUUAUUAUUCACCAAUCUUCAUCUCCAGUAUAGUUCCUGGAGGUCUGGCAGACAGGCUGGGAGGACUGCGUAUUGGUGAUGUCAUUCUUGCAGUUAAUGACCGGAGUCUUGUUGGGAUUGAUCAUGCCGGAGCAGUCAAAAUACUAAAAUUAGUGUCUGGGACUGUGGACCUAACUGUUAAGUAUUCAAAACAAGUGCUCGUAACAGACGGAGUAGAAACUGAGUUCAGGAAAAUGAAAAGGCAAAAACGUAUGGCUGAGUUGACAUCUGAGGUCUGGGCUGAGUGGCAUCAAGCACAGGCAAACCAACACCCAGAAAAGUAUGCAGAUGUCUUGCGACUUGAAAAAGAUAUUGCUGCUGAUCAGUCAUCAUAGAACUAAAAUGUUAGUCACAGUGCUCAUUGGAUUUCGUUCUUGUGUAGCUGAUAGUUUUGAAAUCAAACUAGUAUUGAUGUCGUGUUUUUCUGUUCUUUUUUUUCCUCAAAAAAUGGUUUAAACUAUUAUAUGAUCACCUUAGCAUGACCUGGGCUCCUUGAAGGGACUGCUGCAGCAAAUGUCAGGGCUGCAGCAAAUUUUAGGCCCUAAUUAAUACUCGGGUGCAGAAAGCUUCUUCAUUAACCCUUCAGGUUGUAUUCCUGCACUCUAUCACCAUAAUAAUUUACCCUUACGUCUUUUCAUGUAUUAUUUUAUAUUGUUGUAAGUGGAAAUAAAAAACCUUGAAUCUGUG